AUGUUCUCUGAACAACAUCAACAGAAUUUCUUGCGCUCACUUUCCUUGUCCAGUUUCAAAGGCGAUCCAACAGAGUAUCACCUUUUUAUACGUACAUUCGGGAUGCGAGUUGAAAGAAACGUCAAAUCAAGUGGAGCCCGCAUGCAAUAUCUACAACAAUAUCUGGAUGGAGAACCUAAAGACCUUAUAAAAGGAUGUCAUUAUAUGGAACCUGAUGCAGGCUACGUUGAAGCAAUGAAGUUAUUGAAUGAGAAGUAUGGGGACCCAUAUAAGGUGUCAAAUGCAUACGUGAAGAAAGUGAACGAUUGGCCCAUCUUAAGACCGGGAGACGACAACGCCUUGGAAAAAUUAGCGAUCUUUUUGACACAAUGCCCGAGUGCCAUGGAAUCUUUAUCAUAUCUCGUGACUUUGGACCACCCAAAUAACUUGCAAUGUUUGAUGAAGAAACUUACCUUUUAUCAACAAGAACGUUGGCGUAGAGAAGUAACGAAGCUUAGAGAAAAAGGCAAAAACCUUGCUUUUAAACACUUUGUCAGUUUUGUCAAAACAGAAGCAAAGAUAGCGACCGAUCCGAUCUUCUCAAGACAAGCACUAGACAAGAUUGGUCAAGAUGACAAGAGUAAAUUCAAGAGAGGAUCGACUUCGAAGUUUACAAGUAACGCAACAAUGAUUAAAGAAGAAUCGCCCAAUUCAUGCAUCGCUUGCAACGACUUGCACGACUUAGACGAGUGUAAGGUGUACUUGAAGAAAUCGUUAUCUGAAGAGCUUGGAUAG
Paramuricea clavata is the source of this 774-nucleotide messenger RNA. Lineage: Eukaryota; Metazoa; Cnidaria; Anthozoa; Malacalcyonacea; Plexauridae. The record is from the annotation of a GenBank genome assembly.